AACUCCCAUGAUGCACCAGCAAGGUAUCGUCACGACUCAAAACCCCAGCGGGUCCGUCUGAUACAACAUUCUUCACUUUCACUCCGUUUACAUGUUUAAUAAUCCCGGUGUCACAGGGGGGAAAUGUUUAGAUUCGACACAUUGAAUCAACAAUGAUUAUUUAACGGAGCAUUUUCGAGCUUUUUCUUUGUUCCUGUUGUAAAACUGCCGGUUUAGAAACAGCUCCAUCUUAAGGGAGAAGCUAACAAAAGUUGCUAGCUAGACGUAAGGAACGGUUCAGGAGUGGUCUGUUACUCCAAAGAUGCUGAGACUGUCUCGAAAGAAGGCUGUAAAUUUAGUAAAGGAGCUGGAUGCUUUCCCCAAGGUGCCUGAGAGUUAUGUGGAAACAACAGCUAGUGGUGGGACCGUGUCUCUUAUUGCCUUCACUGCCAUGGCACUGCUGGCCUUCUUUGAGUUUUUUGUCUAUCGGGACACAUGGAUGAAGUACGAAUAUGAAGUGGAUACAGAUUUUUCUAGUAAAUUAAGAAUAAAUAUAGACGUUACGGUCGCCAUGAGGUGUCAAUUUGUGGGUGCAGAUGUUUUGGACCUGGCUGAAACUAUGGUAGCAUCAGAUGGCUUGAAGUAUGAACCGGUUGUGUUUGAUCUGUCUCCUCAACAGAGACUAUGGCAUAGGACACUCAUGCUGAUUCAGGACAGGCUACGUGACGAGCACUCGCUCCAGGACGUCCUCUUAAAAAACGUGAUGAGAGGAGCCCCCACUGCACUACCCCCAAGAGAGGACAGUCCCACACAGCCACUCGACGCGUGCAGAAUACACGGAUACCUCUACGUUAAUAAAGUGGCUGGAAACUUCCACAUCACGGUCGGCAAGGCCAUCCCACAUCCAAGAGGCCAUGCUCACUUAGCUGCACUAGUCAGCCAUGAAACAUACAACUUCUCCCACCGGAUAGACCACAUGUCCUUCGGUGAAGUAAUCCCAGGCAUCCUGAACCCGCUGGACGGCACAGAGAAAGUGUCCGCGGAUCAUAAUCAGAUGUUUCAGUACUUCAUCACCAUCGUACCGACCAAACUGGCAACCUACAAACUGACAGCCGAUACGCAUCAGUACUCCGUUACAGAACGGGAGCGCGUGAUAAACCAUGCAGCUGGAAGUCACGGCGUUUCGGGAAUUUUUAUGAAGUACGACUUCAGCUCGCUUAUGGUCCGAGUAACAGAACAGCACAUGCCGCUGUGGCAGUUCCUUGUGCGUUUAUGUGGCAUUGUUGGGGGCAUCUUCUCUACGACAGGCAUGCUGCACAACUUGGUUGGAUUCUUUGUAGAUAUUAUCUGCUGUCGCUUUAAACUCGGAGUCUAUAAGCCCAAACAGGUCAGUGUUGUGGAUGGCCAUGCAAACAGCCAGACGCCUCUACUGUCAGAGAACGGCGGACUCUAGCAGCUUCGUGUCGGUUCCCCGUACCCGAGGAUCUUCUCCAUCCGAGACACAAGCACACCACGGGACUAAACUAGCAAGCAGCUAGCCAAAAAAAAAAAGCUGUUCUUACUGACUUCUCUGGUAAUGUGGUAUAGUGAAGGGCCGCCUGCUCCAAGCACAUAACUGUAACUCAGGCUGUAAACAAAAGUAUUGAUUGUUUGCUUUCAUUACCAACAGAACACUUUAGCAUUUCUGUCAUUAUAACAGUGUUCGAUCGUCAGUCCUCCGUUUCCACCAUCAGCAUCUAAAAAACGUUUCGUCCCAAGAAACUGUUUUGUUUUUUAUCCAAUUAGUAGUUAUUGUGCUUGUGAGAGGCAGCGCUUUCCUUUUGAAACCAGCCUAAGAGUUUAAACGUCAUGUUUUAGACUGAUUUUCUCUUUUGUCCAGCCAUCCACUUUUUACCAAGAUGCUUUUUGUAUAUAAUAUUUUUUUCCUGUAAUAUAUCAAUGCCACUCAAGAUGUGACUCUUCUAUCAUUAGCCAUAACUGAUAAAUUAUGACUUGGAAAAGAAGUGGAGUGAUUUUUAAAUAACAAAUUAAGCAAAUCAGGAAAAGCUGUAAGAUGCAACGAAUCAUGGCAGUAUUAUGAUUUAUGAGGAAGUCAUAUCCUGUUCAAUCGAUUAGGUGUGUGUGUGGAUGUGUUGUUUUUCUCUGGCUUUGUUUUUUGGACACUUUCCUCAGGAUGAAGCAGCUGAAUCAUCUUGCUGACGGUUAUUUUGUGAGCACAGACCUGAAUAACUGAUAUGAAGAGAAUGAUGGUAGGACUGUAAACAGUAAGGAAAACUGAGAACUUGAAUUCUGGGUGACCCCUGCUUUGUUCUAGCACUAGAAAUGGUUGAAUGGUGGCUAGGAGACGUAUAGAGAAAGAGCUGGGGAUGUAUAGGAACCUUCAUAUGAAAGCUUUUAGUCAUUUACAUCACAGAAGUGUGAUGGCAGUAAAUUUUCAACUUAAGAUAUUUUAAACGAUGUUUAUCUUUUUUUGGACUAUCGUAUCACCCUUUUACACACAUGGCCAUACUGUUUGUCCUGAAGCAGAGGGGUUUGAUUAAGAAUGGAAUUUGUACACAUGUCUGAUGAGCUGUCUGUGCUUGUGUUGGUUUGAAUCCUUUGCCCUGAUAAAAAUCUUGCUUUCUUGUU
Molecule: messenger RNA, 2607 nt
Organism: Tachysurus fulvidraco (yellow catfish)
Lineage: Eukaryota; Metazoa; Chordata; Actinopteri; Siluriformes; Bagridae
Gene: ergic2
Product: ERGIC and golgi 2
Exons: 15
Coding region: 302-1432 (376 amino acids)
Biological process (GO): endoplasmic reticulum to Golgi vesicle-mediated transport; retrograde vesicle-mediated transport, Golgi to endoplasmic reticulum
Cellular component (GO): endoplasmic reticulum; membrane; COPII-coated ER to Golgi transport vesicle
Source: RefSeq, a predicted model, not a curated record